AUGGCUAGUUAUCAACACCCAGCGUCAAGAGAGACGACCUACUUUUGCGGCACUUGUGGUUGCCAGAUUGCAGGAGUUGGUAGCCAAUGGACAGUCUCUACCGCAAUCUUCGAUGCCAAUAGAGAUGAUGAAGGAAUUUGGAAGUUCAAUGCCCAUAUGCUUCCGAAAUCAGCGCCGGACAGAGGACUAGCAGCUGUCUUUUCAGUCAUUGACGGACAUCAAUUACAGACCGAAAAUCUAGGUCUCUCUCCGCAGGCUAUAGCUGGCAGCGAUUCUCAACCACCUGAUCCCGAAAGCAAAGAGCUCCUCGCGCAGUGUCAUUGUGGUGGAGUCUCUUUCAACAUCGCCCGACCCAGCGAGGAGUUCAUCGCAAGCCCUGCAAGCAAAGGAUGGAUUUCACCCUUGGACAAGAGAAAGUGGCUUGCAACUAUGGAUCUCUGCGACGACUGUCGAUUAGUUAAUGGCACGCACGUCAUAAGUUGGAUGUUUGUAUCACUUGAUCAUAUUACACCACGUCUGCCGAAGGACUUGAUGAUCGGGUCAGCGAAGGGCUAUCGCUCUACGAAAGAUGUACUCCGGGUAUUCUGCGGCACAUGCGGUGCAACUGUUUUUUAUCAUUGCAAUGAGCGACCGGAGAUUGUAGAUGUGGCAAUGGGCAUCCUGCGCGCGCCUGAAGGCGCUAUGGCUGAGAACUGGUGCGUAUGGAGAGCUGGACGACCAUCGUGGCCGGAGGAUGGAUUGCGGUAUCAUACUGGGUUUAGUCGUGCACUGACCGAAGGGAUGCAGCGAUGGGGGGCUGAACGGGGGCAUCCACAGGAUUUUGAACUGGCAUAG
Molecule: messenger RNA, 834 nt
Organism: Penicillium lagena
Lineage: Eukaryota; Fungi; Ascomycota; Eurotiomycetes; Eurotiales; Aspergillaceae
Product: GFA family protein
Exons: 1
Coding region: 1-834 (277 amino acids)
Molecular function (GO): carbon-sulfur lyase activity
Source: RefSeq, a predicted model, not a curated record